Molecule: messenger RNA, 804 nt
Organism: Naumovozyma dairenensis CBS 421
Lineage: Eukaryota; Fungi; Ascomycota; Saccharomycetes; Saccharomycetales; Saccharomycetaceae
Gene: RMD6
Product: Rmd6p
Exons: 1
Coding region: 1-804 (267 amino acids)
Source: RefSeq, a predicted model, not a curated record
AUGAUGAGCACAUUCAAUCGGAAACGAUUCGAUAAGUAUCUGCUUUCGCUAACUUUUAAAGUCUAUUCCAUUCUUUUUUACAAUUUUUUCAUUUCUAAAACUAUUAAACACGCACUCCUAGAAAUCAGCUGCUUCAUUGACCUUAUGACUCAAUCUAAAUCCAAGAUCAUUGUCUUACCUACACCAAGUUUAAAAACAUGUCCCGUAUCAACUAUUCAACAGUUAGUUGAUAUAAUUAACAAAGGUUACGAAAAACCAAUGAUUAAAUAUAACUUAGUCCAAACGCAGAGAAUUAGAGGACCAGCCGUUUUCUUCCAAGAACUAGCUCUUGCAGAUGAUCGUUCCUUAUUGUAUCUGACGGUCAAAGAUACCGAAGAAGUUUCUGGAGCUUUACAGGAAGACACUACUAUUGGUGACUACGAAUUUUUCACAAUAAAAUCCAAUGAAUCAUACAACUUCACUCCUGACAAUGUUCAGGCAACCAUAGCAUAUAGACCUAACCCACAAGAUGACGCACCAAACACUUUUGAAGUUACAGCUUUUACGUCAUUUAUUAGGAAUGGUGGUUUGGAUAUAUUCAAUGCAACUUUACCUCAUUUCAAGAAAAUUGACCAAAAAUGUGAUAGACUUUUGGUUAAAGUCAUUGCCGAUCAUGAAUUGGUACCAUACUAUGAAAAUAAAUUGGACUUUAUAGAGACUCAUAGAGUCCUAGUUCCAAAAUCACAAUUGGAAAAAUCCGGUUUCCAUGAUACAUUUAGAGUAUCUAGAGAUUUUCAUGUUGCAUCAAUGAUAAGAGAUAUUUAA